GUCCAUCACAGUGUCACGCUCUCAACCAGCUUCCAAGGUCCAGGACCAAACAACAAACCAUUUACUACAACACCAUGAAUACCGCCCCUACGAACCGAUAAUGGAAAAGUCUGCAUCCGGCGACAUACUCGACAUCAACGAUCCGCGAUCGAUCCCCGACUACGACCAUGAGUUCAUCGAACCAGAUGAUCUGCGCCAGUUCGAAAAGGCCCUGACGGACCAGGACGCGGACCCGCUCGUUGCCCUGAAUGACUGGCGGCCUGUAUACCAGCGCGUGGUACGUCGAGGAGGGAGAGGGCGCAACAGCAACAACAACAGCGUCAAGAAGCGGCUGCCCCGGCGGACGAAAGACGAAACGAGAGAAGGCGUCCUCUAUACCGUGCUCAAGUGGCCGUUUCUGUUUAUCGUUUUGGGCUGGAUUACGUUCCUGGGAAUUGGAUAUGCGUUGACGCGGAUCUACAUCUUUUUGUAUGAGCAGUGGGUGACGUGGAGGGGGAAGAGGGAGAGUUUGCGCAGGGAGCUGUAUCGGCAUACGAAUUAUAGCGAUUGGCUCGAGUCGGCGCGUGCGUUGGACGAGUAUCUUGGAAACCAGCGGUGGAAGACGAUUGAUGAGUAUGCGUACUAUGAUCACUUGACGAUACGGAAGUUGAGUGGACAGCUCAAGGCCGUCCGGACGCAGGUCGAGCGGGAGAUCGAAAAGGACGAUCCUGAUUCUGCCGUGGUCAUUGAGGAGCUGUGCAACCUGCUGGAAGCAUGCGUCAAGAACAAUUUUGGCGGGGUCGAGAAUCCCAGGCUUUACAGUGAAGCUUAUUCCGGCACGAAAGACUUGGUUCAGAAUUACAUUGAUGAAGUGCACGCCUGCAUCAAGGUCGUUUCAGAUGCGCGGCAGGUAAAAAACGAGGACAAGUACCAUCACUUCAAGCACCUGGACACGAAUUUUGGCCGGACUGCGCUUUGCUUGUCUGGAGGAGCGACAUUUGCAUACUACCAUUUUGGCAUUGUCCGAGCACUUCUGGAUAAUGAUGUCCUCCCGAGUAUCAUCACUGGCACGUCAGGAGGAGCGCUCGUUGCGGCGUUGGUUGGUACUCGCACGGACGAUGAGUUGAAACAGCUUUUGGUGCCGGCUCUAGCGCAUCGAAUAAGGGCAUGCUCUGAAGAUUUCACAACAUGGAUGCGUCGGUGGUGGAAGACAGGCGCGCGGUUUGAUACGAUGGACUGGGCCCGUCAAUGCAGCUGGUUCUGCAGGGGCUCCACCACGUUUCGAGAAGCGUACGAACGGACCGGACGUAUAUUGAAUGUGUCCUGUGUACCCUCAGACCCCCAUUCGCCGACGAUCUUGGCCAACUAUCUGACGUCGCCGAAUUGUGUUAUCUGGAGUGCUGUGCUUGCGUCUGCAGCGGUUCCAGGAAUCUUGAACCCGGUGGUACUAAUGACCAAGAAACGAGACGGCACCCUUGCCCCUUACUCCUUCGGGCACAAGUGGAAGGAUGGAAGUCUGCGAACAGACAUCCCGAUCAAAGCGCUAAACCUCCACUUCAACGUCAACUUUACCAUAGUCUCGCAGGUGAACCCCCACAUCAACCUUUUCUUCUUUAGCUCCCGAGGAACCGUCGGCCGACCAGUUACCCACCGCAAGGGACGAGGCUGGCGCGGCGGUUUUCUGGGAUCCGCAAUCGAGCAAUACAUCAAACUCGACCUGAACAAAUGGCUCAAGGUCCUCCGCCACCUUGAACUCCUCCCACGGCCACUAGGCCAGGAUUGGAGCGAAAUAUGGCUACAGAAGUUCAGCGGCACAGUAACCAUCUGGCCGAAGACUAUCCCUUCUGAUUUCUACCACAUCCUCUCCGACCCUACCCCGGAGCGCCUCGCCCGCAUGCUCCGCACGGGCCAACAGAGCACCUUCCCCAAGAUCCAAUUCAUCAAGAACCGUCUCAAAAUUGAGCUCGCGAUCCUAGAAGGCCUGCACCGCUUCUCACCCUCUGGCGGAAGAGACGCAUUCCCGAAACAGCCCUUCCCGCUCGAUGACACAGACGGCGACGCCGACGGACAAGAUCCAAGGGAGGCUCGCCUCAACCGCAAUCUACCCGAGCGGAAAUCACAGUAUCAUAAGGGUGACUCGAUGUUCUCAGACAUCUCUGACGCAGACGGUGUGAUAUCCGCUGAAUCGAGCUCCGUGGACGAUAAUGAUAUGGUUCAUCCGAGGCCGAGGAGGGGGAGUGUCUCGAGCAUGUUUGAGGAGAUGCGGAGGCAGUCGGCUGUCUUUUUUGAUGACCCGGAUAUUUACCGUGAUGGGAAUUAGGAUUUUCGCUUUUUCCACCUACAGAGUAUUGGUGUACAUUUGCUGCGAGUCUUUUACCUUGGUGACUGGGUAGAUUGUUUGUCGAUUCUCAUGCUUAGACUGGUUGGUUGUAUGUAUUUGUUACAUCAUAUAAUGUAUGACUAGAGAAACAUAUCUUGGCGUUGUUCUUCUUCAUUUCUCUCUUGUACUUUGUGACUAACUAGCUUUUGCCUGAUCGAUGCAAAACAAUCACUCUUGAGACAAGUCCGGUCAUCGGAUAUCGCGAACUAUAGGACCCCACAACCUCACAAAGUUGGACCGAAAAGGCUCCAUUCCCAAUCAACAAAUACCAACGCACCACGAAACGCACAAUCAAUAAUACACCAAAGUAGCGGGAAACUAUGUUGGCGCUCUGCGUCAAUCUGCAUACUUACUCAAGUGGCGCGACAAUCCCUGCUCCGCAUCGCAACCUCCCACGUCAUUGUGCAUACGCUAAGAAACACUAAGAACAGCUGGGGGACGCGACACAGGGCACUCCUGGCUCCAUGGCCGCCUGAGCUUCGCUCCCAUCAUCGCCAAUGUCGACCACGUGUUUUCGGCGCGGAUAGGCUGGCUUUCUCAGAUAUUCAUGUGGUGUUAUGUGAUAUGAUGGAGGAGGCGGGAGGGGGUGGCGACUAUUUUGUCGCUGUCGCUCAUACUCCGUACACCAUACGUCGAAGAGUGCCUUGGUAUGAUUGGGAUUAUCGCUAUCGGGGAAGUAUGAUGCGGUGGAGAUGGAUGGAGCGGAGAGGCUGGUUGGUGGCCGGUAUAGCGUACUCCAGUCCCGGGGUUAUCCGUUCAAACUUCACCCCGAAAGGCGCGUGAGCGGAUUGAUCCGCCUCAUAUCCUUUGCCCUGAAAACGGGUAUGUUGUAGUUUGGGCGUGGAGCGUUUGCAGGGCGAACGCUGCCUCGCGUGAGAAGUCCUCGACGAAGGAAGGCGAUGCCGCCACGCCGCUGAUAGCCGGGUCGACGUCGGUCAUGGGCACGUCCGUGUCACCGUCUGCUGUUGUUGCUUGCGCUGGUGGUGAUGCGCCUGUGGAUGCUUUGGCGGGAAGCUGGCCCCGAGAUUGGGCUUGGAUUUGCUUGCCUAGGUCGAGGACGCGCUGGUAGCCUUCGACGGCGAGGUGCGCGAGGCCGAGGGUAUGCCAGACGCGGGCGAAGUUGAACUCCAUCUCUUGUCGCUCGACGGGAAGGCUUCCUGGGCGUUCGCGGAUGCGUCUGUACUCGCUCAUGAAAGAGAGACCCUGCAUAAUAUGGUAGUGGCGGUUCUCGGACUGUCGUUUCAUAGAGUGGUGGAUGUAGCAGAGGGCGAUGGAGAGGAGGACGGCUGGGUUUUGAUCAUCUAGGGCGUAGGCGCGGAAGAAGUAGUUGAGGGCAGGGUAGAAGCUGUUGCCGGAGUAGAGGAUGUGUCCGUACAGGACUAGGAGGGCGACGUCCAUCUCGUCGGCUGGGAUAGCUUCGCCCGUGUCGUCUCUUGUUGAUAAGGCGGCACGCUCCUUGUAGAUUGACUCGCGGACUUGUCUUGUUGGACGUGAGCCGGUCACUUCAUCGGGGAGUGUAAAGUCUAUGGCUUUGAUUUGUCGGAGCAUGAACUUCAUGUUGGGUGAGGAGUGAAAGAGGGAUCUGUGAGGAUCUCCGAUGAGGCAACUGAGUGUAGCAAAUAGACGGUAUGUGUCUGUUACGAAUUGGUACUCCUUGAUAAACCAACGCGCCUCGUUUGCGAGAGUUUCCUCGUCCUUUGCUCGAAGUGCACAAG
This is a messenger RNA of Aspergillus calidoustus, 4074 nucleotides long. The record is from the annotation of a GenBank genome assembly. Lineage: Eukaryota; Fungi; Ascomycota; Eurotiomycetes; Eurotiales; Aspergillaceae.